Molecule: messenger RNA, 1535 nt
Organism: Prosopis cineraria
Lineage: Eukaryota; Viridiplantae; Streptophyta; Magnoliopsida; Fabales; Fabaceae
Exons: 5
Coding region: 63-527 (154 amino acids)
Biological process (GO): cell division; mitotic cell cycle; chromosome segregation
Cellular component (GO): outer kinetochore; spindle microtubule
Molecular function (GO): microtubule binding
Source: RefSeq, a predicted model, not a curated record
GGUGCUUGGUUUGAGUCUCGGAGCAUUGAAAAUUGGAAGAGGAAAGGAAGAGGGGAGAGAAAAUGGGGCAUAAUUACCAGCACCGCCAUCAAGCAACCGACGGACUUCUGAGCUUAUUCACAAAAGCGAAUCAUGAUCUCGCUCUUGUCCAUCUCAGGCUCGAGAAGGAAUUUCAACAAGUUUACCCCGACAACGCAAACCCUAUGAAGCUGGUUUAUAGGAUCAAAAAGAUACAAGAAGAUGUAUCAACUUUAAAAGAGCAGUGCCACGAGCUAUUGGCAGCUAAACAGGAUUUGAUCGAUAAGGCUCAGAGAACUCUAGUUGAGAACAGAGAUUUGGUGCAGCGCAUGCAUGCAUCCAUGAGUACCUCUCUAACUGAUGAAGAUGAUUCCGCAUUCACUAACUUCAAGCAGAUUAUUGAAGAAUGGACAGCACAAGUAAGAUCAAGAACAGGGGACGAAACACAUGAUUCCGACUCUGGAGAUGUCAACAAGCUGCUCUUCUCAGCUAUUGUUGAAAGCAAUUGAACUGCUCUAAUGAGGAUUCUAGAUGCCACCGUUAUUUCGUAGAACUCUGCUUCAUUUAGAAAGCUUUUCUAUUUUUUCCCAAAAGCUGUUUGUACGUAAACCUCUCAGUUCUCAUUAUUCAAUCUCAAUGGAAUCUCUGUUUAUUUAAAAAAAAAAAAUCUCUUCGUGACGUCAGAUCGCUCCUUAAGGUUGGUCGCAUUUGCAGUUUUGGAAGAUAAACUCUUGAGCCAUAUUUACUGUGGCUAUCAGUUCGAAAUUAGCAUUGGCUCUAAAAUAGCCAAGAGAUUAAAUGAAUGAGAUGUUUUCUUCCAAAUACCCAGAGGGCAGCAUGAAAAUAAGGUGAACAGAUUUUUAAAUCCUCUGGUGGUGUUGUGACAUCAGUUGGACCCAAGUGCAUGCUUUGCAGCUUUAGAAUUCAUACAUUCAAUAUUGCAGUAACUCGUAAAUAUCUUCCGUUCCUGGAGCUGUAUCUCUUCAUGCAAGAUGGAUGCUGGAAGUUCUUUAAAUCGCCCAAGGAGAUGGCAAGAAUUGUUGCAGAGUGGUCUGGUCUAAGAGCUGGCGAGCUAAAGGCGAUGUCAUAAACUGCAUUGAGGUUAGCAUGACCAGGUGCUGUAUUCAAGUUUGUUCACGACCUUCUUGAGUUUGUUGGACAAGGAAGUUCCUGGCCAGAAGUUAAAAAAAAUACACAAAGGAUAUUCAUAUUAUUGAUCUGGAUUUACGUAGACCCAUGGAAAUAGAGAGAGGCAAAAUAAAAUAUACAGCCAUCAUCUCUGUGUAAUCCGUGUCCUGGUGUAAACAGCAUGAUGCUCUAGACCACUUGGCACAUAUCUUGGCACAGAGAUAACGAAAUACUGAUAAAGGCAUGGAGUAAACGAACCAUGUGAGGCCUAACUGCCUAAGUGGUAUCCAUAAACAAGCCCAAUAGGCCCAGUACUUAUUCCACAUCACCAUAGUGUCUUUGUCCAGCUUGGCUCAUUUAGUCGGGCAAUUUUCGUAGAUUUGUAUCUC